This is a messenger RNA of Lethenteron reissneri (Far Eastern brook lamprey), 725 nucleotides long. RefSeq names its product anion exchange protein 3-like. The record is from RefSeq and is a predicted model, not a curated record. Lineage: Eukaryota; Metazoa; Chordata; Hyperoartia; Petromyzontiformes; Petromyzontidae.
CGGCACCACGUGACCGCCGCUCGUGUGGCCGUCAUGGCGGUGUCGUGGUGAGGAGGCAUCGUGCGGCACCCCGAGAACGCGGGAAAGUUUGAGAAAGUUUCGGAGUUUAUAUUUCGCUAAAGGUUAUGCAGCUGUACUGUGACGCUGGGUGCCCCACAGAGAAAGAGAAGGGCUAAGCGUUCAUUCUUCAGCAAGAGGAGAGCAUCACGACGACAUUUCAGCUGGAACGCUGCUAUAAGGCGACACAGACAUGGACUCCGGAUCAAAUACCAGUCCUCCCUACCUCCAGACGGUGGAGGGCAUGGUGUCUCAGCUUUCUCCACGGGCCGCCAGCAACACCAUGAGGGCUGUGGAUGAGGAGGACCUUGGUCGGGUGCUGUCCCGGGACCGCUCCUUCGACACGAUAGUGCGCACGGCGCAUGAGUGCCCCGUCUCGGAACGGCUUGGCACAUAUGAUGAGGCAGACUUUGAGUUUCGUCGCCACUCUUCACACCACAUUCACCAUCCGCUGUCCUCGCUGCAUUCCAACCGCUCAUCGCAACGCCGCAAGCGCUCCUCGGCCCGCACAUCGACCAGCUCUGAAUUGCCUGAGGGCAAACCUUUGGUCCCGAAUAGUGCAAAGAACUUACAGAACUAUGGUGGGUUUUGUGCACUCUGCAUGCUUACUUAUUUUGAAGACGUGUGACUAUAUUAUGCAUAUUGUGUGCACCAUGGGUUUAUUUGAA